GUCAGUUUGAAAAGAUCAGACAAAGGCAGCAGGAAGCCCCUCGGCUUGGCAAUGCGAGCGAGCGGAGCGCAAAUGCAAACCGAAACCUUUCUCUUUUACGAUUGCAGUGGGAAGAGACGCCGUAACGUGUCCGAAUAUACCCCGUCUGAGUAUUAGUAGAAUUUUUAAACGUCUUUUUGAAAAUGUACGACCGUCUGGAUCCCAGCGACGACCGAAAAGGCUCCUCGCAGCACAAAACGGGUAUUGCUGUCUGAUGGUUGGACUGUUUUCCUCGUUUGGUUGAGGCUUGUAUUGGAACUAGCUUUUUGGCUUUUUGCAUUUGAAUCCUACUGCGCAACCCAGACACAUCACGUGGGACGUGGAGUUCAUCGAUUUGUUCAAAUAUAUAUCUGUAUACAUACGUAAGAAAAACGGGAAAGCUUGCUAAGAAAAAAAGAUUUCUUCGGGAUAAAGGACGGGAGCGUCACAGAAACACAACGGUUGGGUUAACCAAGAUUUUUUAUGUAAAAAUAAAAUGGAGACACACAUCUCGUGCCUCUUCCCAGAAAUUUUGGCUAUGAUUUUCAGUUACUUGGAUGUAAGGGACAAAGGUAGGGUGGCCCAAGUGUGUACGGCGUGGAGGGACGCGUCUUACCACAAGUCGGUGUGGCGGGGGGUGGAAGCCAAGUUGCAUUUGCGGAGGGCCAACCCGUCCCUCUUCCCCAGCCUCCAGGCCCGGGGAAUCAGGAGGGUGCAGAUCCUCAGCCUAAGGCGCAGUCUGAGCUACGUGAUACAGGGGAUGCCAAAUAUCGAGAGCCUGAACCUCAGUGGCUGCUACAACUUAACAGAUAACGGCCUUGGGCAUGCUUUCGUACAGGAAAUACCUUCCCUGCGGGUGCUGAACCUUAGCCUCUGCAAGCAGAUCACGGACUCCAGCCUGGGCAGGAUAGCUCAGUAUUUGAAAAAUCUCGAGGUCUUGGAACUUGGCGGCUGUAGCAACAUCACGAACACCGGUUUAUUACUCAUCGCUUGGGGUUUGCACAGACUGAAGAGCCUGAAUCUGCGCAGCUGCCGGCAUGUGUCAGAUGUAGGCAUUGGGCACCUGGCCGGCAUGACCCGGAGUGCGGCGGAAGGAUGUCUCAACCUGGAGUACCUGACCUUACAGGACUGUCAGAAGCUGACGGACCUGUCUCUAAAACACAUCUCCAAGGGCCUGACCAAGCUCAAAGUUCUCAAUCUUAGCUUCUGCGGCGGGAUCUCGGACGCCGGCAUGAUUCACCUGUCCCACAUGACCAGUCUCUGGAGCCUUAACCUUAGGUCCUGUGACAACAUAAGUGACACAGGAAUCAUGCACCUGGCCAUGGGGACGCUGAGGCUGCUGGGUCUCGAUGUGUCCUUUUGCGACAAGAUUGGCGACCAAAGCCUGGCUUACAUAGCCCAGGGCCUUUACCAGCUAAAAUCUUUAUCCCUGUGUUCGUGCCACAUAAGUGAUGAUGGCAUCAACAGGAUGGUGCGCCAAAUGCACGAACUGAGAACGCUGAAUAUCGGCCAGUGCGUGCGGAUUACAGACAAAGGACUUGAGCUCAUUGCUGACCAUCUGACUCAAUUGACUGGAAUCGAUCUUUAUGGAUGUACAAAAAUCACUAAAAGGGGACUGGAGAGGAUAACGCAGCUCCCCUGCCUUAAAGUUUUAAACCUUGGACUUUGGCAGAUGACCGAAAGUGAAAAAGUGAGGUGAAACUUGCAAGACUCGGGGUAGAC
Messenger RNA from Paramormyrops kingsleyae, 1740 nucleotides. RefSeq names its product F-box and leucine-rich repeat protein 14b (gene fbxl14b). Gene Ontology annotation, molecular function: protein binding. The record is from RefSeq and is a predicted model, not a curated record. NCBI's taxonomy places the organism in Eukaryota, Metazoa, Chordata, Actinopteri, Osteoglossiformes, Mormyridae. Gene Ontology annotation, biological process: SCF-dependent proteasomal ubiquitin-dependent protein catabolic process. Gene Ontology annotation, cellular component: SCF ubiquitin ligase complex.